AUGCAUGACCUCUCCUUUCUUGAAGAGGAUCAUUGUCCUUUCUUGAAGAAGAUCAUUGUCCGAAUAGGAGACAUUACUCCGGAUGAUAAAAUUUGCAUUCCUGUUAUAAAUGAGACUCUUUUGUUAUUUCGUCUCGUCAGUCUAGAAUUUGACCAAGUCAGCAUUGGUAGAUAUGUUGGAAGUUUGGUUUCUAGUUGCCCGCUACUUGAAAAAGUAACACUGGCAGGCUCCACUCAUUUCGAGUGCAUUGAAAUUGACGCUUCUAACCUCAAGUACUUAAACAUAAGUGCCAGGUUCGGAUCUGUUCAUUUGAAAAAUACCCCUCUUCUAAAAGAACUUUUUAUUGAAUCGGAUUGUUCUGACCAUUUGCAAUAUCUCAAUGAAAAAGAGGCACCUGAAAUGGCCCAGGUUUUUGGUUGUCUACCUGUAAUUGACACCUUGCAGUUGGGCUAUCGUUUUGUGGCGUUUUUGACCGUGGAUGGUGUACCUGAGAGGCUUCCGUUUACCUUAGACCACCUUAAAAAUCUUGAACUAUUUGAGCUGUAUUUUGGAGAAAUUGCCGAGCUCGCCUUUGCUCUAUGCUUGAUUAAAAGCUCCCCCAACUUUGAAUAUUUUGAAAUUCAGCUGUUUUCCAAAGAAAAUGAUGCUACACCUCCCGUUCUAGAACUUUUGGAAAUGCAAGACCAUUCAGAUGUCGCUUUCAAUCAACUUCGGGAAGUGGUGAUGCAAUUUGUCUCUGGCACAAGGCCUGAAUUGGAGUUUAUUAAGCUUAUAUUAGCAAAAUCCCCAUUGCUAGAGACGAGGCGUAUUGAAUCCAACUCAACUAUGGUUGCUGACAAUGGAGUGGGGAUACUGGGUGAGGUGACACAAUUUCGACGUAUGUCGCCUGAGGCACAAAUUUUCUACAAAGAAGAAGAACAAAAACGUGUUUAG
Molecule: messenger RNA, 933 nt
Organism: Cornus florida
Lineage: Eukaryota; Viridiplantae; Streptophyta; Magnoliopsida; Cornales; Cornaceae
Product: F-box/FBD/LRR-repeat protein At1g13570-like
Exons: 4
Coding region: 1-933 (310 amino acids)
Source: RefSeq, a predicted model, not a curated record